Messenger RNA from Drosophila nasuta, 1398 nucleotides. It is a transcript of the gene Pex7, whose product is annotated as peroxisomal biogenesis factor 7. The transcript has 4 exons. Bases 112 to 1107 code for a protein of 331 amino acids. Gene Ontology annotation, cellular component: peroxisomal matrix; cytosol. The record is from RefSeq and is a predicted model, not a curated record. NCBI's taxonomy places the organism in Eukaryota, Metazoa, Arthropoda, Insecta, Diptera, Drosophilidae. Gene Ontology annotation, biological process: protein import into peroxisome matrix. Gene Ontology annotation, molecular function: protein binding.
UUUUGCUGUCAUGUACUUCUGUUGUUUGCUGGCGUUGAGGAUUAGGCGUUUGAUUAGCUAUUACCACAUCCAUUGGCGCAGUUCACAUAGCUCUACUCUAAAACAAAGCAAAUGGAGACACAGACCCACACCACAACCGACCGACAUGGCUAUAGCCUGCGCUUUUCUCCUUUCGAGUCAAAUCAUAUGCUUCUGGCUACUAGCCAAUUGUACGGUCUUGCUGGCGGUGGUUCACUCUUUCUGCUUGCCCAGAGCUCCCUGGACGAGGUCAACUCACAAAAUCUCACAGAACUGUGUCGUCUGGAGUGGUCCGAUGGGUUGUUCGAUGUCGCCUGGUGUCCAUAUGCCGCGGAUAUUGCAGCCACAGCCUCGGGCGAUGGUUCGCUGCAAAUCUGGUCGGGAUUAGAUGCGGAAUCGGCGCUGACAGAGCAAACACCCAAACAGCCGCUGCUGUGUCUGCAGGAGCACAAGAAUGAGAUCUACAGUCUGGAUUGGGGCGAGAAGUGGAACUAUCACACACUGCUCUCGGCCAGUUGGGACUGCACUCUCAAGCUGUGGGAUUGCAACAGGCAGAACUCCAUCACGACGUUUGUGGGACACAAUGAUUUGAUCUAUUGCGCAAAGUAUUCGCCACUCAUUGCGAAUCUCUUUGCCAGCGUAAGUACCGACGGACAUUUGAACUUAUGGAAUUCUCUUGAUUUUACAGGUAAACCACUGAUGAGCAUCGAGGCGCAUGCCAGUGAAGCGUUGUCCUGCGACUGGAGUCAUUUCGAUCGGAAUGUGCUUGUGACUGGAGGAUCCGAUGGACUGAUCAGAGGUUGGGAUUUACGCAAAAUGCGCACACACAUCUUUGAGCUGUACUCAGGAGAGUUUGCGGUCAGACGUUUGGCUUGUUCGCCACACUCGGCGACGGUUCUAGCUUCAGCCAAUUACGAUUUCACAACGCGCAUUUGGGAUCUGGAGCGUGGGGAAUCCGCACAGGAAAUCAAUGCUCAGCAUACCGAAUUUGUCUGCGGUCUCGACUGGAAUCCACAGCGUGUGCAUCAAUUGGCUGAUUGCGGCUGGGAUUCGGUGGCCAAUGUCUACACGCCAAAAUGUUUGGCUUAAAUGAUGAUGCCUUUAAAAUUAAUGCCUAAUGCUGGCCUUACACCCAACUGGAAACUGGAACUGGUACUCCAAAUGCCGAAACAUAUAUGUGAUAUGGUGCAAGUGGCGCCAAAAUAGCCAAGCCACAGAUUGGUUAACACCUGGACACCUGGACGAUACAACAGAUAGCCGAGCUAUCUACCUCUAAGGAAUAAAGAUUUGUGUGUAAAUAGAUUGUGAUCGCGUGAAUGUUCGCAUAACCGUUCAGCAGGUGCUUGAAAUGUCAAUAAAAGCUUACAAGAUUAUAUGAUU